AUAAAUUAAUGGCUGAUUAAGAGGAUUAAUAAAAAAUAUAGUAAUAAGAAGAAUAAGAGAAUAUUGAUUAAUAUUCAUAUUCAGAAGGAGAUUAAUAUGAAUCAGACUCAGAUAAUUUGAAAUUCGACAUAGCAAAGCCAGAAAAGAAUCCAUUUAGGCCAAUAGGAAUAGAUUUUUAAAAAAUACAAUAGAUAGCACAUUUGGCACCAAAUUCAAAAGAGAUUUAAUAAGAGGAGGAAAAUUAAAAAAAGAUUGAGGCUUAUAAAUUGUAUCAAUAGAAAGUAAAGGAAGCGGAAGAGAAUUAAGAGGAAUUAGGAAAGUAGAUAGAAGAGAAACUAAAUAAAAAAAAGGAGGAAGAACUAUAAAGUUUAUAGAAAUAGCCAAUAGAAUAAUAAAUAAAUAGAGGAGGAUAACUUGUAAAUGCAGACGAGAUUUAAAAGAUAAUUUAUCCUUGGUAAGUAUUAUAUGAUGAUACAUGGAAAAAGAAUUAUUAUUAUAAUCCAGUAACAAAGGAAAGUGUAUGGGAAUUGCCAUUAGAUAUAGUAUAGAAAUUGUCUGAUUAUAGAAGAUAAUUUGAGCAUAGAUUGUAUGAUUAUUAAGAGAGAAACUUUUUUAAAUUUUUACCAAAAUAAUACAUAGCAAGAUAAAGAGAAUAGUUAUUUUAGAAAAGAUAGAAAGUAAUGUUAAGACCAGCAAGAAAAUAAGUGGAAGAAUCAUUGGCAACAAAAUUUGGUUAUAAAUAAGGUGAUGAGGAAUAUAAUACUUGGUUUGAUAGAUUUUUGAGUGAUGGAAAUAAAUAUAAAGAGAAAGAACCAGCUUUAACAAGAAUGCAUCCAGAUAUAGAUAGUGGAUAUACAAAAGCAGAUUUAUAUGAAAAAUUUAGUACAUAUUUUUGUUUGUUCUUUGCAAGAGGAUGUUGUGCUGAAGGUGUUAAUUGUAGAUAUUAUCACAGAAUUCCUACAAUGGAUGAAUGUGAAUAAAUAGAUAAUAGUAAAGAUGUAUUUGGUAGAACUAGAUUUGCUAAUCAUAGAGAGGAUAUGAAAGGGUAAUUUAUAAUAUUAAUAAUAUUAUUUUAGAAUAGGUUGUUUUACAAGUGAUACAAGAGCUAUUUAUAUAACACAUUAUAAAAUGCCAAAAGCAGAUACAAGUACUCAAGCUUUAGCAUUAAUGUAUGAUACAUUGUGGAGACAUUUUAGUCCAUUAGGAGAUAUUGAUGAUUUAAAUGUUAUACCUGCUAAAGGUGUCUCAUUUAUUAGGUAUUUUUAUUAAUUCUUUAAUUUAGAUAUAAACAUAGAUGUCAAGCUGAAUUUGCUAAAGAAGCUAUGGAUUCAUAAGCUUUAGAUUAAUAAGAAUGUAUCAUGUGUAAAUGGGCUUAUGAGGAUCCAAAUCCUAAGGCUAUGUCUAGAGAAUUUGAAGAAGAAAAACUUAAAUUAGUUAAUGCUGUUAAAGAUAAAGAGAAGUAAUUCCUGAUUUGGAUAUAUUAGAAAAGAAUAAUAAAAUAGUACUUAAUUUAGAAAGAAAAUUGAUGGAUCAUAAAUAAGAGAUAGAUCAUAAGAUGAUCGAAAAACUAAAAGAGGUAAUGAUAGAGGAGGUAGAAGACCUACAAGAGGAAGAGGAGGAAAUCGAUUAUUUGAUGAUGAUUGAAAUUUACAUCCUUUUAAUAUCACAAAAUUAUUUUAUA
Molecule: messenger RNA, 1681 nt
Organism: Paramecium sonneborni
Lineage: Eukaryota; Ciliophora; Oligohymenophorea; Peniculida; Parameciidae
Source: the annotation of a GenBank genome assembly